Messenger RNA from Cottoperca gobio, 17985 nucleotides. RefSeq names its product lysine (K)-specific methyltransferase 2A (gene kmt2a). Gene Ontology annotation, cellular component: nucleus; histone methyltransferase complex. Gene Ontology annotation, biological process: positive regulation of DNA-templated transcription. Lineage: Eukaryota; Metazoa; Chordata; Actinopteri; Perciformes; Bovichtidae. The record is from RefSeq and is a predicted model, not a curated record. Gene Ontology annotation, molecular function: histone H3K4 methyltransferase activity; DNA binding; zinc ion binding.
AUGGCGCACAGCUGUCGGUGGCGGUUCCCCGCUCGGCCCGGAGGGAGCUGCAACUCCGGUACCGGGAGGAGAGCGGGCCGAAUUAGGGUUACUGCCUCUCUGCGGAGUGUCUCUGGAGCCCACCCUAACGCAGCUGGGCUCGGACCCGGGUUUGAUGCUGCACUACAGGUCUCUUCGGUUAUCGGGAGCAACCUGCAGAAAUUUCGGGAUGUUUUGGGGGAAUCGAGUGACUCGAGCAGCGGGGAGGAAGAAGCAUUUGGAGGAUUUGGACUGGUGGCUGAGCAGAACAGAAUACAGAGCCCUUCAACAACCCCUUCAGCGGGCCCACCCAUACAGGAGAAGAAGCCUAGAGGCCGUCCCCCACGGGCCUUGACUGCCCAGAAAGCUGCUGCAAGUCUACCUUCCCCCUCCUCCCUUCCCUCCCCAACACAUGCGAAACCUGAGGGCCCUGAAAGGCCAGCUGAGAAGGUGAAAAGGCUGCCUGGGAGGCCACCUGGCACUGGGGAAAAGAGAAGAGGUCGACCCCCAUCUUCAAGUAGCAAGAAAGCUUGGAGUACAUGCAGCCAUGCAGCAGGGGAGGACAGUAGGCAGUCUGGGUCUGAGUUCGGCAUGGACACAGAGGAAGACAAGGACAGAAAGGGCGCCAAGACGCCACUGGGCUCUGCUCAGCCACAUGACACAGAGGCAAAGCUUCCCAAAGGUGGACGGGGUGAUUCCAAAGUUACCAACCUGAAGAGGCUAAGAGCAACUAAACUCGCCCCUCUCAAGUCACGGCUAAAGACUUUGCCUGGUGUACCCAGACGCAGACGUGGGCGACCGCCCUCAGCUGAGCGUCUCAAAGCUGAGGCGGCAGCUGCUGCUGCACAGCUGUCUACCUCCAUUGAAUGUGAGGAUGGGAAACAUAAGGCCUUUAGGGUUAGAGGGGGGGAUAGAGGCACAGAACCACACACACCUCAGGAGCCCAUGCUGAGGAAUGUGGAUGAUGCUGAGGACCAGGACUCUUCCAAUCCACCUGACUCCCCGUCUCCCUCCAAGCCAGGCAAGACAGUGGGCCUCAGAAAAAGCCCUCGCCAUAGAAAGCCUGUCAGGAUUGUCCCCUCUUCUAAACGCACUGAUGCAACCAUCGCUAAACAGCUACUGCAGCGCGCUAAGAAGGGAGCGCAGAAGCGUCUGGAGAAAGAAGCUGUAACCAUCGGGGGUAGUGGGGCAAGAGCCAUUGACACUGGCAUCAGAAAGACCCAACUGAAGAACAUCAGGCAGUUCAUUAUGCCUGUGGUCAGCACUGUCUCCCUUCGCAUCAUCAAAACCCCCAAGCGCUUCAUUGACGAUCAGGGCAGCUUUGGAACCCCGCCACCCCAAAUGAAGAUAGCCCGGAUAGAAACAACCGCCUCAUCUGUAUCCACAUCUGCCCAACCCACCUCCACCACCUCUUCUUCCCCGUCUCCUGCACUGGUCUCCUCUACAACUGCUGCUACUAGCACUGGCACCACUGCUCUGGUUGAUUCCCUCCCCCCUCCUCCACCUCCUGCCCCUAUCCCCACUGUUCCAUCAGCAGCUGCCAGUCUGCUCAACAGCAACACCAACAACGCCGCCAAUGGGCGAUUUAGCAGUAGUGCGGCGUCUUGCGGCUCAAGUGCUGUGUCGCAGCACUCCUCCCAGCUCUCCUCUGCAGAGUCUUCCAGGUCCAGCAGCCCCAGUCUGGAUGACUCAUCAUGCGACUCCCAGGCUUCUGAGGCCACACAGGCUUUGUCAGAGCCAGAGGAUCACUCUCCGUCCUCGCAGGGAGAGAGGGAAGCCAACCUGGUACACAGCUCACGGCCUCCCUCUCCUCCCUCCGAGCCAGAGCCAGAGCACGUGUUGGCAGAGAGAAGUCGGCAAGGCCGUAGAGGACAGUUGGUCGGUCGGGCAGGUCAGAGUCAGAGGGUGAGAGAGACUCUCACCACUGGGGCUAAAAAACCUAUCAUCAGCCCACCAACAGGAGUGCUGAUGUCCUCCUCUACACUUGUAAAUUCCCAGCAAGCUUCAUCCACAGCCUCCUCCUCUUCUUCGCCUCCCCCUCCCCCUCUCCUCACCCCUCCACAGCCUCCCCAGUCAGCUUCCUCCAAUACAGCUGCUAUCAGUGACCACCACUCGCAGUCCCCCUGGAUGACUCACCCCAUCCCUCCAUUCCUGUCUGGAUCGUCAGUGCUGUCCAGCUUGUCAGAUAAACGAAGCCGCUCAAUUCUGAGAGAACCCACCUUCCGCUGGACGUCCCUGUCCCACCCUGAACAGCAGUACUUUUCCUCAGCUAAAUAUGCCAAGGAGGGCCUCAUCCGCAAGCCCAUAUUUGACAAUUUCCGUCCUCCACCACUCACAGCCGAAGACGUGGGGCUCUUGCCCCAAAGUGUUAGUGGAGCAGGGGGAGCUGCUCCAGUGGUGUUCCCUGCACAAGGUAGCGGAGCAGGAACAGGGACUCGUUUAUUUGCACCUCAUCACCCACACACCCACCACCAACAUCCCUCGUCAUCCCGCUUUGAUGCACCACAGCAGAAGCGCAGCCCGCUGCUUCGUGCUCCACGGUUUACACCCAGCGAGGCCCACUCUCGGAUUUUUGAGUCUGUUACGUUGCAGUCAUCUUCUGGAAGCAGCCCUGGCUCUCUCUCCCCACACCAGACGUCCUCUAGCUCCAGCAGAACCUCGCGGCGCAGGAGACGAAUGGUAUCGGGAACACCACGUGGCCAGCCACGGUCUCCUUCCCACUCCAUGACCAGACGCAGCAGCCAAAUGGGAGGCCCGAUAUCUAUGGGGAAAGGCUCCUCUGAGAUGUCUGUGCUGACAGGCUCUGUCUCCUGUAGUAACCCCAGCUCUUUGCCAGCGGUUUCUGCAAGUCCACUAGCCACUAGUGCCUUAACUCCUCCUCCUUUCAGCACCUUCUCCACCAUAUCCAUGGGUCUGGCCCCACAAGGGACACCUGAUAGCAGGAGAGGGGCUGCUGGAAACCCACCUCCUUUGUCAACUACAUCAUCCACUUCUUCCCCACUUUUCCCUCUCUUUCCUUCCAGUGCCCAGGACACAGGCCGAGGAGCUGGGAAAGGAGGUAAAGAAAAAAGCUUGUCGGCUCCCCAGGAACCUGCUCCAAAGGAAAAAGAAAGGGAUUCUGAGAAAAACCGAGAGAAAGAAAAAGAAAAUAAGAGGGAAGGGAGGAAGGAUUUGGAGAAAAGAAGUAAGGUUUCUACACCAGAUGGCUCCCCCAAUGCACCUUCCAGCCUGUUUACUGUCGAUGGGAGGGACUCUGAAGAUGCUCUUUUAUAUAUUGCUCCAAAAAAGGCUCCAGGGAGAAAAAAAUCAACGUCAGUUGACAUGGUUUCUGACACUGCUUCCUCAGAGGUGCGUGUGCCCCAUUCCAUUGUUCCCAUGUCUAUUGCUAAAGGACGUCUAUCUAAGAAAGGCAGACCCUCUGAGAAAGGAGCAGAGAUGGAGGAUGUUGAAAAGGAGAAAGAGAAACAAAGUGCUCCUAGCCAGCAGACAGCUAGCCUUCCAGGGCAGCCAGGCAGACAGCAGCUCCCUGUCUCCUCUCUUGGAUCAAUGUUGGCACAAGCAGAGAAACAGCCUGUGACCGACAAGCGGGUAGUUGGACUACUGAAGAAGGCCAAAGCCCAGCUCUUCGAGAUAAAGAAGAGUAAGCUGAAGCCUGCUGAGCAGAUGAAGGGACAGGGUCAAGAGAGUGACUCGUCAGAGGCCUCAGUCCGAGGUCCACGCAUCAAGCAUGUAUGUCGUCGUGCAGCUGUGGCUCUUGGCCGUAAUCGGGCCGUGUUCCCUGACGACAUGCCCACACUUAGUGCCUUGCCCUGGGAGGAGAGAGAGAAGAUCCUAUCUUCCAUGGGGAAUGAUGACAAGUCAUCAGUAGCAGGCUCCGAGGAAGCAGAGCCUCAGUCCCCUCCUAUAAAGCCACGGGAGACACGACAGAAAGCCGUUCAAGAAGCUCCUCCCAAGAAGGGGCGUCGGUCGCGACGCUGUGGCCAAUGCUCAGGCUGCCAAGUUCCAGAAGAUUGCGGUGUCUGUACUAACUGUCUCGACAAGCCUAAAUUUGGAGGACGAAAUAUUAAAAAGCAAUGCUGCAAGAUGAGGAAAUGUCAGAACUUGCAGUGGAUGCCCUCAAAGAUGUUUCUUCAGAAGCAAGGGAAAGGCAAGAAAGACAAGAAAAAGAACAAGUUGUCUGAGAAGAAGGAGGUUCUCAAUCCGGUAAAAGGACCGAUCUCAGAGUCUGGCCAUAAACCCCCUCCUGCGCCACCAAAAGAGGAGCCUCUCCGCAAAAAGAGUGAAACUCCUCCACUCAAGUUGGGAGAGGAGAAGUCAAGACUGCAGCCGUCGUCAAAGCAAUCAUCUCCAGCUCUCGCUUCUUCCCCUGCCCCAGUCGACCCCCCUCAGGCGCCCACCACAGUCACAGCCCAGACUCAGUCUCCAGCCCCGACACCAGAUGCCAAACCACCCUCAGUCACGAGCAGCGUCAUCAGUAAGAAGGGACACAAACCACAGCAGUCAGUACCAACCUCUUCCUCCUCUUCCUCGUCAUCCUCCUCUUCCACUUCAUCAUCUUCUUCAUCCUCAUCAUCUUCCUCCCCGUCAUCGUCAGCCCAGAAUUCCCCCUCCCAGUCUACGCAAUCUCAUCAACCGUCACAACAGCAGCAACGGCCUCUCUCCAGUCAGGCACCUUCAAAAAAAGAAGCUCCACCCAAGAUUCCUCUGAGCGAGCCCAAGAAGAAACCCCAGCAGCACUCAUCACAACCGCAGAGCUCAACUACAACCAUUUCAGAUACAGUUGAAUCCAAACAGUUGAAGAAGCCAUCUUCUCGCUCUGUUCCUCCAUCUCCUAAACAGAGACCAAAAGACAAGCCGCUGACCAGUAAACCCCCCAGCAGCAGUACUUUAAACUGGCUAAGCACUCCCUCGACUAGGGGCCAGGCGAAGUCCAGAGCGCCCUGCGACGGAGUGCAUCGUAUCAGAGUGGAUUUCAAGAGGGACCAUGAUGUGGAGAAGGUGUGGGAGGCUGGCGGUCUCAGCCUGCUCACCUCUGUGCCUGUCACGCCCCGGGUGCUCUGCUUCUUAUGUGCAAGCAGUGGAAAUGUUGAGUUUGUCUUCUGCCAGGUAUGCUGUGAACCGUUCCAUCUCUUUUGCCUGGGGGAGUCAGAGCGCCCUCUCCAGGAGCAGUUUGAGAACUGGUGUUGUCGACGAUGCAGGUUCUGCCAGGCCUGUGGACGCCAGCACCAGAAAACUAAACAGCAGCUGCUAGAGUGUGAUAAGUGCCGUAACAGCUAUCACCCGGAGUGCCUCGGUCCCAACCACCCUACCAGACCCACCAAGAAGAAAAGAGUCUGGGUGUGCACCAAGUGUGUGCGUUGUAAGAGUUGUGGAGCCACUAAACCCGGGAAGUCGUGGGAUGCCCAGUGGUCACAUGACUUCUCCAUGUGUCAUGACUGUGCCAAACUCUUUGCUAAAGGAAACUUCUGCCCCCUGUGUGAUAAGUGCUAUGAUGAUGAUGACUACGACAGCAAGAUGAUGGAGUGUGGCCGUUGCAACCAUUGGGUCCAUGCCAAGUGUGAGAAUCUGACAGAUGAAAUGUACGAGCUGCUAUCAAAGCUGCCAGAGAGUGUUGUCUACACGUGUACCAAAUGUACUGAACGCCAUCCGGCCGAGUGGAGGACGGCGUUGGAGAGGGAGCUUCAGGGAUGCGUUCGCCAUGUCCUCACUGCACUGCUCAACUCACGCACAUCCUCACACCUGUUACGCUACAGACAGGCGGUGAAGCCUCCAGAGCUGAACCCAGAGACAGAGGAGAGUCUUCCAUCCCGUCGUUCCCCGGAGGGCCCCGAUCCUCCAGUCCUGACGGAAGUCACCUCCACACUGCCCAGUGACUCCCCUCCAGACCUGGACUCAGUUGAGAAAAAGAUGGAUCAAGGUCGCUACAAUUCAGUGCUGGAGUUCAGUGAUGAUAUUGCACGAAUCAUUCAGACAGCCAUCAACAGUGACGGUGGCCAGCCUGAGAGCAGGAAAGCAAACAGCAUGGUCAAAUCUUUCUUCAUUCGGCAAAUGGACCGAAUCUUCCCGUGGUUCAAAGUGAAAGAGUCCAGGCUCUGGGAAAGGCAAAAAGUCUCUGCCAACAGUGGGCUUCUCCCGAAUGCUGUGCUGCCUCCGUCGCUGGACCACAACUACGCCCAGUGGCAAGAGAGACAGGAGCUUUCCCGCGCUGAACUCCCCCACCUCAUGAAAAAGAUCAUCCCAGCUCCUCGUCCCAAGACCCCCGGUGAACCAGAUUCCCCAGCCUCCCAUCCUCCUCUCCCUCUAUCUCUACCCCCACCACCCCCGCUCCUACCUGAUCGUGACGACAGCCCAGAGCUCCCUCCUCCGCCAGGCGUUAGUGAUAACAGGAAAUGUGUUCUGUGUCUAAAGUAUGGGGACGAAAAUACUAAUGAGGGUGGCAGGCUGUUGUACAUCGGUCAGAAUGAAUGGACCCAUGUGAACUGCGCCCUGUGGUCUGCCGAGGUUUUUGAAGAUGACGACGGAUCUUUGAAGAAUGUUCACAUGGCUGUACUCAGGGGAAAACAGCUGCGCUGUGAGAAGUGUCAAAAGCCAGGGGCCACAGUUGGCUGCUGUCUCACCUCUUGCACCAGCAACUACCACUUCAUGUGCGCCCGCCAGUGCCACUGUGUCUUCCUGGAAGACAAGAAAGUCUAUUGUCCCAAGCACAGGGACCUCAUCAAGGGAGAAGUGGUGUCUGGGUUUGAGGUGACCCGCAGGAUCCUGGUGGACCUGGAGGGCAUUAGUCUCAGGAGGAAGUGGCUUGCAGGACUGGAGCCUGAAAAUGUCCACAUGAUGAUAGGCUCCAUGACCAUUGAUUGUUUGGGGAUACUGACUGAACUCUCAGACUGCAAACGCAAACUCUUCCCUGUAGGAUACCAGUGUUCACGGGUGUACUGGAGUACUUUGGAUGCCCGAAAGCGCUGUGUGUAUACCUGUAGGAUCCUAGUUUGUCACCCUGCAGUGCUAGAGUCUGACCUGAAAAACAUGAUGGCUCCUGAGGAGAAUCUCACGAUAGCACACAGCCCACUUUCCAUAGCAGACUUUCCAGAUCCAUUUGAAUCCCCAAGGCGCUCUGACACCCUUUCUCCCGCCAACACACCCAAGCUCAGGGUUUACACCAGGAACCGACACCCCAGCUACCCCCCUUGUCAGCGCUCAAUAGGCCCCAGGCCCAUGCCCUCCCCAGGAGGUACCUCUCAUCCCCAAAGCCAUGAGAUUGUAACAGUAGGAGACUCCCUGGUGAACCCCGGCAUGCGGAAUAUUGACUCACGUCGCCACAGCUCCCCUUCUCUCUCUCCUCCUCCCCACCAGCUGAACAGGCAGAGAGGGAUGACCUCCCCACCUCAGAUUGUGUCACGACCCCUUACCUCACCCCCUCCCCUCAUCCCCUCCCCUGCCAGAGACCCUGAAAAGUCCAAACACCUAAGCAAAGACUCUGCAAAGAGUCCAGUCCAGAGAGAUGAUGAUAGGGGUAGACCGUUCUCCACAGACAGAAACAGACAACAACCAUCCAGAGACGCAGACAAGGGGAGGGCGUCAAGUCGAGACCAAGCUUCUAAGGAUUCUGACAAGAAUAGAUCAUCCAGAGAACUUGGGCAAAAAGAAUCUGACAAGAGUGAAAUAUCAGCCAAAGAGCCAGAAAAGAGGAGACCGUUUAGUAAAGACUCGGGUCUGAAAGAAUCUGAGAGGGGACGACCUCCCAGUAGAGAUCCCGUAAGAGAUUCAGAAAAGGGGAGACAAGCAAACAGAGACUCUGAGAAGGGGAGACAGGCAAGCAGAGAUUCAGGCAAUAGAGAAACAGAUAAAAGCAAAUCAUCCUCUAGAGAUCCCAGCUAUAAGGAUAUGGAAAAUGCUAGGUCUCUCAGUAGAGAUGCAGGGCUAAAGGACUCUGAGAAGUAUAGACAAUAUAGCAGGGAAACCGGAAAAGACUCAGGACAAGGUAAAGACAGACCAUCUAGCAGAGACUCUGACAAGGGUAGACCACCCUCUAGAGAUUCCAGUUAUAGAAGCACAGAGAAAAACAAAGACUCUGGCUCAGGGAAAGAUAGUAACCCCGGCAGUCAAUUCAAACAUGCUGGAGGUGAAAGUAAGAGCCCCAGACUGGCCCCUGCAGGCUCAGGCCAGUCCUCCCCUCCUGUGGGCACUGCUGUUCUCACCGGUCAGCAGAGAGGUGGCAACACCAAGCAGACAGACAAGCAAGGGAAACACGGAGGCAAGGACCAGGAUGUGUCUGCAAGUUUGUUGCCUCGUCACAGGGCCACCCCCACUUCUAGCAUCACCCAGUCUAAGGACAAGCCCAGCUCAGGAAAGGAGAGUAGUAGUGGCACUGGAAAUGUAAUGCCAGCUUCACUCCUUAAGGACUCUGUUGUUGGGAAAUCUGGCGCCCCACAGUCCUCAUUUCAGAAAUCCAUUUCACGGAAAUCAAACGAUUACCAAUCAGGUCCAGCCACAGCAGCAGCUAUGAAGCCUGUGUGGCAGUCAAGGACACCAGCAGAAGAUGACGUUGUCAAGCGAGGAUCCAUGCACCUAGCCUCCCCAGUUGCAGCACCAGCUGCCAAAGACAAACACCCCAAAGUUAAGACAGGCAGCAGAGAGGUGUCCAAAGACCGGGAAAGAGAAAAGACUCCUCAAAACAGCAACAGCAGCAACAAAAUUCCCCUUCUCAACAAUAAUACUAAAGCGACUGGCAGCACCAAUGCACAUGCUACAAACCCCAGCUCUCACAACAGCAGCAAUAGCAAAGCUCCAGUGCUUGGAAACAGCACCAAAGCUCAUGGGAAGGCUCAGGGGGAGAAGCUUGAGAACCCUGGAGGGGACCGAUCGUCCUCAAAGAGCAGAGAAAAUUACUCCUGUCCUGAGAGGAAGAACAGCUCCAGUCUGGACAACUUGCAGCAGCUGCAGCAGGGUGGUUUAGCACAAGAGAAAGGAGUGAAGACCUCGUCUCAGUCUAACACCAAACCAACAACUAACCAGCUUCCGUUGUCCUCUAGAGAGAAAAAGAGAUCCGUUAAACUCUCUACUGUAACUCCACUAAAGACUGAUAUCAAGGCUGACCCUAAUGGGACCAGCACUGUGGGUAGUAUUUCUUCCUCCUGUCUGACGACCACUACCUCCACCGUCUCUCCUGCUGGCCACGGGACUCGUCGCUCUGCCCGCUCCGCUCUUUUCUCCUCCCCCUCUGCCAGCAGCAGCGACAGUUCUGAAUCUGACACCCAAACUCAAACAGAGGAAGAGGAUAUGCGCAAGGAGCACUCGCACAGCGAACUUCGAGAUCACCACAGCCUCCUCACUCAAGGCACAGAGGAUGAGGGUGAUGGCCCAGAAGAUGACCACGACAGAGGCAUGGAUGACAAACAUCACGAGGAUGACAGUGACGGGUCAGGGUCAGCCAAGCGGCGCUACCCUCGACGCAGUGCCCGCGCACGCUCCAACAUGUUUUUCGGCCUCACACCUUUCUAUGGGGUUCGCUCGUAUGGGGAAGAGGACCUUCCUUUCUACGGCAGUGGGGAUGGAACCGGGCCUGUGGUUAAGAGAAGGAGCGGUGGCCGCAAGAAGUCAGCUGAGGGCCAGGUGGAUGGAGCAGAUGAUAUGAGCACCUCCACUUCGUCAGGGGACAGUGGCGAGGAUGAAGACAAUGUAAUGAAACAGAGGGGUAAAGACCCUUACUAUUACAACUUCACCCGAACAAUAAUUAACCCUGGUGAGGGCCUACCAUCUAUAGAAGGGAUAGACCAGUGUCUGGGAAGGGGAUCCCAGCUUCAGCGCUUCCUAAAAGACGAGGAGCAGCAACAACAGAGGGCACAAGGAAAAGCUGAAGAGGACAUGCUGAGUGCUCUGACCUUAGGCAAGCAGCAUAUUGGCCAGCUUGAUGGCGUUGAUGAUGGCUCAGAGAGCGAUACCAGCAUCUGUACCACCAGCACCACCACCACCAAAGCCACCUCCUCUUCCACGCCACAUAAGAGCACACCUAAGAGAAAGGGCAGAGAAAGGCACACUGAGAAAGCUGACUCCCAUGACUCGAGCAAGGAGGCUGACAACAGCGGUGGAGCUGCAAGCGGCAACACGCGAGAAGGCAGAAAGAACCAGAAAGAAAACUGUCUUCCUCUCGGAGGCGGGGUCAAGUCCCAGCUGCAGAGUCAGGGUCAGGAUCCUCUUGAGGCCCAACUGUCCCUCAGCACAGACCUGCUUAAAUCAGACUCUGACAACAACAACAGUGAUGACUGUGGUAACAUUUUGCCAUCUGACAUCAUGGAGUUUGUCCUCAACACACCUUCCAUGUCAAUGCAGGCUCUGGGUCAGCAGGCUGAGCCGUCCUCCUCAGAGCUGCUCCUGGAUGAGGGCUAUGCUGGAGUGGAUGUCAACCGGCCCAAAGACAUUCUGUUUGAUGACUUUUCCCAGCAGUUGCCCAGUGCUGAGGAUGGAGGUGUAGUGGAGAGUAGUGUGAAUAGCCACACUGUAGAGGAGCCAUAUCUUCCUUUGGAGCUGCCUUCUGACCUCUCUGUCCUGACCACACGCAGCCCUUCCGUCAACACCAGUCAGAACCACACUGCUGGGAGUCUCAUCUCCGAUACCUCAGACCGCACCAUGCUGGGCUUGACCGCUGAUCCAGAGAUAAUCCGUGGAGAAAAGAGCGGGGAAAAGAAAAGAGCAGGGCCUGGUGUGUCACCGUCGGAGAAUCAGCACGACGCUGCAACUUUGGGAAACAGGGUCACACUAGUCACAGAGGGUCACAUGACUCCUGAGCAGUUCAUUCCGAGCCCUGCCAUUGGCCAGGUGGUUGAACCUCCAGGUAACCAGGAUGUCCCCAGGAGCUCUGGUACCCCUGGUUUGCCAAGUUCACCCUCCCUCCCUCUUCAGGGUCAGAAGUAUCUCCCGGCUUCCGCUGCUGCUGCAGGCAGCCCCAGUCCAGUUCCUGGCCCAGGACCAUCCCAGGCUCAGGUUUCCAGCCCAGCAGUUAUCAAACCGGGCCCUGACAAGCUCAUUGUGGUCAAUCAGCAGUUCCAGCCUCUCUACGUUCUUCAGACCGUCCCUAAUGGUGUCGCCCAAAAAAUUAGUGCUACAGGAGUGAUGGACACUAUGACACUUACCACUGGGUUGAAUACUGCGUUAUCUACAGCCCAGCCAAUGUUUCCUGCUGGUGGCAAAGUCCUGGGCACCAUGACUCACUCUUCCCAGAUUCAUACCUUUACAGGAGCCACACAGACAGGCUUCCAGACGGGAAUCCCCAGCACCACCUCAGGGCUUCUCAUUGGGUUGCCCCACGAGCCCCAGAUUCUGGUCUCAGAGGCUGGUCGUUGUCAUACCAGCGUUGCCAUAGUGUCCAGUCACUCCUCUCUCACUUCUUCCCCGACUGUACUCGCCUCUGCUCACGGCAAGAAAAGGCCCAUCUCUCGUCCUCAGCCAAGAAAAAGCAAAAAGCUGGCCCGUUCCCGUAGCCAGCCUACUCUGGCCCCAUCUGAAGUGGGCCCUCCCAGCAUGACCCUCAUCAACCUGUCUUCCCCUCAGAUUACUGCUAGCAUUUCUGGCACCCUUUCUACUCAGCGCAAGGUCCCAAAUAUUAUCAAGAGACCAAAAUCGGGUGGGGUUAUGUACUUGGAUCCCACUACCCUCCUUCAGCAGAGGAUUUCCGGUACUGCCCAGCCUGGUAUCCUGGGCCACGAUUCCUCCACUCACCUUAUACCUUGCACAGUCUCUGGUCUCAACCCCAGUCAGUCAGUGUUGAAUGUUGUGUCUGUGCCCUCUAGUGGUGCAGCUGGCCUUCUUGCACCAGGAACGGUCUCCCUCUCCACCCCGGUGCUGAGCUCUACUGAGAUCACAGGGCCAAUUAGCAACCUCCUGUUCAAUGCAAGCACACGCGGCUUGGGCCUGUCGGAACAGCCAAUGGUCCUUCAAUCAGCAGGAGCUCCUCUGCUGUCACAGCUCAGCGCUGUGCAGACAUCUAUAGCCAGCGGCAUCUGCGUCCUGCCCACCCAACAGACUAUCAGCAUGGCUGUCAAACAGCAAGGAGAGACAAAUGUUAGUAAUGUCCACUUACAGCACCAGCCUAUCCUAAGAGCCCAUACUGUGGACUCCAGUCAUAACACCACUGUUACUCUAGCCACCUCUCUAAGCCCUGCCAAAGGUCGUGUUGUUGGAGUGUUCACCCAAACACAAACCUCCGCACACUCCCAGAGCAGUAGAACAACUCCCAUCUCCAGAUCAUCAGAACAAAGGCUGCCUAACUCCACCACCUCAGGAGCAGAAAAAGGCAAACAGAAAACAAAGAGGAGCAGGCAGAGCUCAGACAUAACCGGCGUGAAGAAGCUCAAGGCCUCGCAGGCAGAGGAGCGACAUCACUCAAACCUAAGUUCCAAAGAGCUGAGCUCCCCUGAACCCAUGGACACGGGCAAGCCCGCAGACAAGGCAACCAGCAAGAGUGUGCUUUGUAAAAAGAAGACAUCUGAAGGUCCUGUGUUACCGGGGAAAGUAGUGGGGAAAGACAAACCAUCUGCAGCCGGGGGAGCAGCGUCUCUUCCUGUGGCUUCACCACCCGACCAAGACGGCAACAGCAGGGACACCGGCCUGGAUAGCAAACCCAAGAAGGGCAUCAUCUUUGAAAUCUGCAGUGAGGACGGCUUCCACAUCCGCUGCGAGAGUAUCGAAGAGGCCUGGAAGUCCCUGACUGAUAAGGUGCAGGAAGCUCGCUCCAAUGCACGACUCAAUGAGCUCUCUUUUGAAGGUGUGAAUGGAUUGAGGAUGUUGGGAGUCGUCCACGAGGCUGUGGUCUUCCUGCUCGAGCAACUUUACGGCUCCAGACACUGUCGGAGCUAUCGUUUCCGCUUCCAUAAACCAGAGGAAACCGAUAAACCUCCCAUCAACCCCCACGGGUCGGCUCGUGCAGAGAUCCACCACAGGAGGUCUGUAUUUGACAUGUUCAAUUUCUUGGCAUCAAAACAUCGGCAGCCUCCUGAGUACAGGCCGCAAGAAGACGAUGAGGACGAAGGGCAGCUCAGGACUGCCAGGCGUGCCGCCAUGGAGCUACCACUGGCUGUGAGAUUCAAACAGCUCAAGGCCACCUCAAAGGAAACUGUUGGAGUCUACAGGUCUCCCAUUCAUGGCCGAGGUCUGUUCUGCAAGAAAACCAUUGAUGCAGCGGAGAUGAUUAUUGAAUACUCUGGAAAUGUCAUCCGGUCUGUGCUCACUGACAAACGUGAGAAAUAUUACGAUGGAAAGGGGAUUGGCUGUUACAUGUUUCGCAUCGAUGACUACGAGGUAGUGGAUGCCACGGUGCACGGCAACGCCGCCCGCUUCAUCAACCACUCCUGUGAGCCCAACUGCUACUCUCGGGUCAUCACUGUGGACGGCCAGAAACACAUCGUCAUCUUUGCGUCUCGGCGCAUCUACUGUGGAGAGGAGCUCACUUACGACUAUAAGUUCCCUAUUGAGGAUGCCAGCAACAAGCUGCCCUGCAACUGUGGUGCAAAGAAGUGUCGCAAAUUCCUCAACUGAAGUCUAAACUACUUAAAAAGGACUGCAAAUCUGUUGAGCAGCAGGGUCCUGGGUCUGGCCCGCGUAGGAUCGCUGCCACCAGGGCACGAGCUCUGUCAGUGUUUCUGCUGCUGGUGUAGGCAGAACACAGCAGAGGCAGUGCCCGCGGGGCAAACCAUACAUACAGGAAGGGCCAUUUUGGAGGAGGGGCCACUCGUAGAGAUUCCAACAUAUUGUGCCUCCUUUUGUCUCAUUUACAUUUGGCAUGGGAAGUUUCACCUUCAGAGGUGAGCUAUGAAACGGUUGAGCCUUCACAACAUUGCAAUAUUAACUUUAAUUUACAUUUGGAUGAUAAAGUUACCCCUUCAUAAUUUUUUACAUUGGCCCAUCCUCCUUAAUUUUCUAGAAAUAUGUUACGGUCCAGUAUUGCUGAGAUGUGAACAUAGAAGAAACAUUUUUUUUCAAAGAACUUGGUUCCAUUUUACACCAAAGUGCAAUUUGUUGAAGGGACUUGAAGGGACUUGGAACAGUAAUUUUACUAGAAAGAAAAAUUAGACACUUAUUAGAAUUUCUUUCCUUUUUUUAUUUUAUAAGUCUCAGUGUCAGAUGUUAUUGAUGUACAUCUCCCUGUCUGAAUGUGCCCUGAUGCCUUCAGAGCCGUUGUGAUUUACUGGAACCUUCCCCUAGCUUUUUAAAAUAAAAAUAAAAAGGUUGUAGGUGUGUACAUUUAACACUGUAAAUAGAAGCUGCUUGAGAAUAAGCAGCCUGAUAAGAGCUGAACAGGUGGAAACACUAGGGGGAGCUCUGGCCACAGAAAGGAAGAGAGAAAAAAGAGACAAGGGGGGUAGAAAUGUAGAUUUGUUUAAAAAGAAAAAGGUUAUUUUUGUCCGUUCGUGUAAAGGGUGAUAUCUGAGGUCGAUACCAUCCGUUGUACUUAAAUUGACUUUUAGUCUGACAGCUUGGUAGCUAUGUAGACAUGUUAUUGAUGGGAUUAAGCCUCUGGCAUGACAGAGCGAGGCAGCUAGAGAUUCUGGUGGACUGACAGCCAAGGGACUGGAGAACCCUACUGAUGUGCUUUAGUAGACAUAUUUAUAAUUGAUUUUUGGAGCUGAAACAGCCGUGGAUCUUACAGAAACAUACAGACAUGUACAUGCUGUUUUUGGUAAUUAUAUAAGCUCGGACUUUUGAAUCACGUUCCAAAUUACAGCAGCAGAGAGAACCAAACAUCACGCCCUUGAAUUGAAUUUUCACACAGCUUGUUUUCUUCUUGGCCUGUUGUGAUAACCAUUAAUUACUAUGGAAAAUGUUUUUUUUUUUUUUUAUUACUUCUUUUAAACUCUUGUCUGUUAUCUUGUCUUUUUAUUAUGGACAUGGAAAUAUCAUGCUUGCUUUUAAAAAAACAAAUGUAAAUAAUGUAUAUUUUUCUACAAAAAAAAAGACUUAAAAAGCACUCACUAGUGAAUAGCACUUAAUGAUGGUAUUUAUAUUUUUAAAAAUCGUAUUUAUUUUAUUGCCAUUUUUGUAGGAAAUAGAGGUUUACAAACACUAAUGCUUGGUCUCUAUGUUUUGUAUUCCACUGCCUUUUCAAAGUUGUUUUUUGUUGUAAUUUAGUUUUUUUCUUCUUCUUUUUUAAUUUAAUUUGUAGCCUGAAUGUUUUAUUUGAUUCCAAAGACUGACACUGGUCUGUGGCUUGGUCCCGUUGAGUUCAGUCCACCAGUAGCUCUUUUAUCUAUCCCGGGCCGUUUGUUCAGAGCUGACGUUUUUUUUUCAUUGUUCCAGUUCUAGCUGGCAGUAUGGCAGUCGUGAACUAUUAUUAUGCACUUGAGAGAGUUAAGAUUGUUGAUCCAUACCAGAUAACUCCUCUCUCCAGCCUUAUUGUCUCCACACCACAUCGCUCCGAGAAUCAAGUCCACUUACAGGCUGCUACCAGGCGGUCUUAGCGAAAUGAGUAGUUUUUCCUUCUCUCUUAUCAACCUUUUGGACGACAGGCUUACAGCCAAUUGUAAAAUCCAACAAGAGUCCUAUCAAACUGUUUUGUCCCUCUGCAGAAAAUAAAGAGGUGCCUUUAUUUUAAUGCUACCAACAGCAUUCAUCAUACACCCGUUGAACCAAUCCGUGUAAUAAAGAAACCACUUCACUUUUUAUUCUCUCAUUCACUCUUUUCGUGGUUUGCCUUAGUUGAAAAUGAGCAUGCCUCUUCUCUCUUUCAAGCCUUCAUGUCCGGGAACGAACAUCAGACUGUUUAGACUGAGUGGUUUCACUAUGUGACAAAAGUCUUUGUUUUUGUCCCUUCUUGAUUCAUUUAUUGUUGUCCGCCGUUCAUGCUGACUUCGUUAUCACCUAAAGGCCGUUACUCCCACACUGCUCCUUGUUUUGUGAACUGAAACUAAAAUAUGAUCCACACACGGUUUGCACUUUAGCUGUGACACAGGCACUGAAUAGACAUGAAAACUUACUCUCCAGACAGACAAUGCAACUCCAAUGCUGAAACACACAAGCACAGAAGGUCACUGAGAAUACUUAGAGUUUGUGUAUCAGGCCUUGAUAUAAAAGCUAAGUUUGGUCAUCUUGACUCCUGAAAGUGCGUUUGAGGCUCUAGCAAAGUGCACUUGACUCUUUUUCUGCAACAAAGUAAAGGCAGGGACCACGCCAGCAGCCCUUUCCUUCCUGAAGGUGCAGUGUGUACAAACCUCGGCUGUGCUUUUCCAUUUAGGGACCCAAGAUCAGGUCCCCCCCCCCCCCCCUCCCUCCCCCAACCCUGACUGACGGGCCAGCUUUGUGGUUGUACAGCUGCACCUACACCGGGCUUGCUGGGAUCAGCUGCUAAGGUCAACAAUGAAUGUAUAUUCCUCCUCCAAGUCCCCAGACUUGUGAUACUUUGUCAGCUACAUUUUGUUUUUCAGUUCUUGCGUCAACAACCCUGGUAGAUACUGACGAUGUGUAGAGACGACCUCAAACUGGGCGGCAGUUUCAUUUCAGCGCUGGGAAAAAUACUGAAGUUUGUGGCAUUUCUGUCUGUUGGACAACAUGUUCUCACUGGGUUAGCUCAACACUUCACGCUAGCAUCGGUGAUAUAAACACGUUUACUGAUGCCAAGGGCUCUGUACGGCUCUCAAUUCUCGAGAUCCACUUCAGAAAAUUUCAGUGAACAAUAAGUCAUUUAUUCCACUGUUUAACAGCAUAUAUACAAUAAGGAAAAUGGUGUUUGUUGUUUCUUUGGACUUCAUUUUACCACGCCACACCAGUGGCCCUUCUCCGUCAUUAUCUGUAAUUAUAGUAUAAAUACAUAACAAUAUACGGAAACAUGCAUAGUAAUUUCUUGUACUUUAGUAUCUAUACAAUAUAUGGAAUGGACAGACAAACUUAGUUACAGUAGCAAAACAGCAGAUUUAUAAUGGUUAAUAGCAAUGUUUCAAUGUACUCUAUAAUGGUUUUGUGUUACAGUACUAUCAGUUGAAACUAACGUGCAUCAUUCUUCUGUAUCUUGAUAUCCAGUACCAAUUUUGCUGUGCCUGUGAGUGUUCCUCCGUCAGCGAGGAGCGCUGCAGUUUUUCUUUUCUUUCUUUGUUUUUCUUUCUGGAAAGGAACGGUUUUCAUGUGAUAAGAAAUGUAACUGUAUUAUUGUGGUUGUGAACUUCUUGAGGUCAACCAUUUUGUUUUUUCCCCCCUCUGGUUGUUGUAGUGAAUGUUUUUCUGUUAUUUUCUUUGUACGUUUUAACAGGGACUUUUUUAGACGGCUUACUUGAUGUGGUAUACAUUAAGAGUUUGGUUUGUGGAGAAUGAGUUUUAACGAUCCCACCAAAAUGGCGUUUUUUCCAUUUUUGGAAAACCUCUCAUAUCUCCAUCCCCACCUCUCUCUCCUCCGAAGCUUUGGUUGUACUUAUCACGUACUGUUUUUUUGUUUUUUUUUGAUAGAAAGUCAUAAUGCUGAUGUUGAGAACAUUUAAUUUAUUUAUUUUGUGCAACAUCCACCCUGAAUUGUUCUUUUACAAGUCUAGGUUUGGGAGAGGUCGGACGAGUACGUAACAUGUAUUUGUAAUUUUCUAAUUGUUUCUUGUGUAUAGAAGUUAUCAGCCUAGAAUGGGAUGUGGUGUCAGAGAGGGGAGCGGAGGGUAGGACGUGCAAAAAAAGACGAAUCAUGGAUCAUGAACAAGCUUGUUUCUUAUGCCUUGAAUAUACCUUUGUCUUAUCAAUAUUCCUCCUGCGCUCUGUAAUAACGGUAUUCAUAAGUUCAACAGUCAUAUUUUCUCCCGUUUUUGAAAGUGUUCUUUCAAUACACAUCAAGGAAAUGAAGGAAAACCACCACAGUGAAAAUAGACCACAAACUACUUGGUUGAAUGUAUAAUUAGGAAACAAAGUUGUACAUAAGUGUAAAAAGAAAAGUUUCUAAUCAUGUUUAUUUUCUAUGCACUUUUUUAUUUAAGUGAUAGUUUAAAUAAUAAACAUGUCUCCUUUACUCUU